AUGAAAAACGCCACUCACUCAGCCGGCGAGAUCUCACCAGAGAUGAGGAUAGCCGAGAGCGACGGUGAUGGUGGUGGUGGGCCCAAGCCCACGAUCAAACUCAACGUUUCGUAUGGUUCUUCUCACCAUGAAGUCCACCUCCCGCCCCAAUCAACUUUUGGGGAUGUUAAGAAGCUGCUUGUCGAUAAAACUGGUUUAGAGCCUGAAGAGCAAAGACUUUUCUUCAGAGGGAUAGAAAAGGGUGAUAAUCAGCAUUUGCACCUCGAAGGUGUAAAGGACAAGUCAAAGUUAUUACUUUUGGAGGGAACUGCUAGCAAAGAGAGGAAACUUGAGGAAACCAGAAAACAAAAUGAGAUAUCUAAAGCUUUUGAGGCUAUUGCUGGUGUCAGAGCUGAGGUGGACAAGCUCUCAAAUAGGGUGACUGCCUUAGAAGUAGCUAUCAAUGGGGGGAAUAAAGCUUCCGAGAAAGAGUUUCUUGUGUUGACAGAGUUGCUUAUGAGUCAAUUGCUAAAAUUAGACAGUAUUGAUGCUGAAGGUGAAGCGAAGUUGCAGAGAAAAGCUGAGGUGCGUCGUGUGCAGAACCUAGUGGAUAAACUAGAUUCUCUAAAGGCAAGAAACUCCAACCCUUUUAUCAGUAGUAGCAAUGCUGUCAAAGUAACAACUCAAUGGGAAACCUUUGACUCUGGAAUGGAAAGCUCGGAUGCCCCAACCGAUAACUCACCUUCAACAAAAGUAUCUCAAGAUUGGGAGCGAUUUGAUUAG
Molecule: messenger RNA, 762 nt
Organism: Sphenostylis stenocarpa
Lineage: Eukaryota; Viridiplantae; Streptophyta; Magnoliopsida; Fabales; Fabaceae
Source: the annotation of a GenBank genome assembly